CUCACCCACCCACAUCAUUCAAACAACAUCAACUAGUCUCCAGUAACAAUUAUUUUUCUAUUAAAAAGAAUGACAGGAUUAUCAUCAAACAUGUUUAGCAGUCACAAAGAGAACAAAAUGCACUGGGAGCAAGGUGCAGUGCUAGACAUAAGCUGGAGCAGCGACGGCAGUCUACUCACCGCAGCUGGCACAAAGGGACCACCACGGACAUGGCGUCUGGAAAAGGGCGGGCACAAAGAAGGAGAGGAGCUCAAAGCCCUCGGUGCAUCCAUCGAGCGACUCUCUUGGUGCCCCUCUGCCCACCAAAGCUCCCUCCUUGCAGCGGCAUCUUACGACCGCACCAUAUAUCUCUGGGACCAGCGCCAAUCUGCGGUUUCAUACAAGCUCUUGACGAGCGGCGGCAAUUCGGAUAUAAGCUGGAGUCCGACUGGGAGAUUUCUGGCGACUAUCAAUCGGGACGACAAUAAGGUGGAGUUUUUUGAUAUGGCGCAGAGAACAGUGUUUGUAAGCGCAGAUGUAGAGGACGCGGUUUACUCGGUCAAGUGGGAUCACAAUGAAAGUAUGGUUAUGUUGGCGACGCAGCUGGGCACCGUUGAGGUGUAUGAGUGGCCGGGGAUGCGCCAUAUCACUAGGGUGGCGGCCCAUGCGGCGUCGUGCAAUUGCGUGACUAUGGAUGACCGCGGUGUCAUGGCAACUGGUGGGGCGGAUGCAUUAGUGGAGCUGUGGAAUAUGGAGGACUUUUCUGUCACAAAAACUUUGGUGGCGCACGAGUCGCCGCUGCUUUUUGUCGAUUUUAGUAUGGAUGGCCGGUUCCUGGCCAGCGCGUCGGAUGACUUGGCGGUGCGCAUCCAUGAGGUGUUUUCGGGCGAACUGAUGCAUAGCUUGCCGGUUGAUUCUCUGACCACAGCUCUGGAGUGGCAUCCACGCAACCAAGCGCUGGCCUAUGGCUCGGCAGGAUCCGGGAAGGACUCGGCCAAGCCGGCAGUGACUAUUUUCUUAAAAUCAUAAAUUAUAUAUAUGUUUUUUUUUUUAAAAAAAUUACAUUGCUAUCUAUAUAUAUA
This is a messenger RNA of Kickxella alabastrina, 1061 nucleotides long. RefSeq names its product WD40-repeat-containing domain protein. Gene Ontology annotation, cellular component: THO complex part of transcription export complex. Lineage: Eukaryota; Fungi; Kickxellomycota; Kickxellomycetes; Kickxellales; Kickxellaceae. The transcript has a single exon. Gene Ontology annotation, molecular function: protein binding. Bases 70 to 1008 code for a protein of 312 amino acids. Gene Ontology annotation, biological process: mRNA export from nucleus. The record is from RefSeq and is a predicted model, not a curated record.